AUGUUCCAUGGUCGGAAUGGUGACCGAGAAGAUGCACCUAACAUGGCAUUUGUGGUCACUGAUGGAGUUUCUAAUGUCAACUCAUUCAAGACAGUUGAUGAAGCAGAAGCGGCCAAAAAAGAUGGAAUUCAUAUUUAUGCAAUUGGAAUUGGUCUGGCUGAUACACGUGAACUUAACAAAAUUGCUAUCAUUCAUUUGCUUUUCACUUUCUUCUGCUGCUUUUUCUCUCUUCCAAAGCACAAAUGUGAGAGAGAAAUUGAAACAACCACUGAAGAACCAGAACCAAUUGCGGAAUGCCAUGCUGCUAUGGCCGAUAUUGUCUUCCUGGUGGAUACAUCUACUAGUUGUCAGUGCUCAAAAUUUUCAGAAGAUGCUCACAUUUGCCAAAAUUUCUUAUCUGAAGCCAGCAUUGAUUCGGGUGGAGUUCGUGUUGGUUUACUUGUUUAUAGCACCAAAGUUCACAUACAGUUCCACUUGAAUGAGUACUCAUCGAAAAACCAGGUGUUUGCUGCAAUAGACAGAAUUGAGUAUAGUGAGCAUGGGGAUAGAACAGAGGCACCGAGCGUAGCACUCGUCCUAACUGAUGGGGUUUCUAACAUAGAUUCAAAGCGCACUGUAGCAGAAGCAAUACGCGCGCAAUCUUCAGACAUUCACAUUUAUGCAAUUGGCAUUGGAUUGGCUGAUCUAACAGAACUGCAAAAAAUAGCAUCAUCUCCAGCUGCCGACAACAGCUUUAGUGUUGAAGAUUUUGAUGAACUUGAUAAAAUGAAAGAGGAAGUCUUUGCCCAUUUCUGUCCUGGUAAGUUUUCUAUUUUUCAACAGAAAGCAAAACAGAAAUAUGUUGACCUUAUAACCUCACAUCUAUGA
Molecule: messenger RNA, 867 nt
Organism: Acanthosepion pharaonis
Lineage: Eukaryota; Metazoa; Mollusca; Cephalopoda; Sepiida; Sepiidae
Source: the annotation of a GenBank genome assembly